GGCUUUUGAUGGCUAUGGAGGAGGGAGAAUCGUCAGGAAUCGAGGAGGAUGCGACGCCCGGCGAGCUGUAUGAUCCGCUGAUCGACGAUCACGACGAGAAAUGGGCCACGGCGCAGCGGCAGGGGCGGAAGUCCGACGCGAUUCUCAGCUGCCCGGCUUGCUUCACGACGCUAUGCCUGGAUUGCCAGAGGCACGAAAUCUACGUGACGCAGUACCGCGCGAUGUUCGUGAGGAACUGCCGGGUGUGCGAGGACGAAUUCGUGGAGGAAUCCCGCGGCGAUCGCAGGAAGAGCCAGAGGAAGAGGAAGCGCGAACCGUUAUCAUCGAUCGCUACUCCCGCCGCUGCCGCUCCGACCCUGCGACGCGUGCGAUGCGCUGUUUGCAGUGUGGAAGUCGGGGCGAUCGACAGCGACGAGGUAUACCAUUUCUUUAAUGCGCUGCCCAGCUACUCGUAAGAACCCUAAAAGAGAGUGGGGGGCGUAAAGGUCGUCCCGGCGGACUUUCCAAGCCGGAAGGUCCAGCGUGCGCAAUUGUGGCACGGAAACCACCGGGGCCGGCUGACCAUUCCAGCUCGGAAUGUCCGCCGUUAGCUAUGUGUAUGUAUGUGUACAUGAUGAUGAUGAUGAUGAUGUACCAAGGGCACCCCAUUUCGCCGUGA
Selaginella moellendorffii is the source of this 658-nucleotide messenger RNA. RefSeq names its product E2F-associated phosphoprotein. The record is from RefSeq and is a predicted model, not a curated record. Bases 9 to 455 code for a protein of 148 amino acids. Gene Ontology annotation, cellular component: nucleus. Gene Ontology annotation, biological process: positive regulation of cell population proliferation. The transcript is spliced from 3 exons. Lineage: Eukaryota; Viridiplantae; Streptophyta; Lycopodiopsida; Selaginellales; Selaginellaceae.